AUGUCUGACAUUGAUGAAGAUUUAUUAGCUCUUGCUGGUGCUGACGAAGACGAAGAGGAGAUUCUAACAUCUCACUCCAAGAAAUCUGAGAAUAACGCCUCUAAGAAGAGAACAAUUGAAGAAGUAAGUGACGAGGAAGACGACUAUAAUCCAGAGGAUAUGGGUUCUGGAAGAACCCACAGGAAUAAUGAAGAGGAGGAAGAAGAAGAAGAAGAAGAAGAAAAUCCGUUUCCAUUAGAAGGUAAAUAUAAGGAUGAGGAGGAUCGUGAACAUUUAGAGUCCUUGCCGGAAAUGGAACGUGAAACUUUACUUUUCGAGAGAUCUCAAGCUAUGAGAAAAUACCAGGAAAGGAAACUGUUCAGAGAACGUAACAGAGGGUUACAGAAACAUCAAGAAAAUAACAAACAGGAUAACAAAAAGGUUCGUUCCUCUGGUAGGACAACUCACCAAACUGGCCAUUCUGAUCUGAAAGCAUCUAAAUUAUCCCAAUUAAAGAGACAAAGAGAGAGAAAGAAUCAAAAGAAAAAUUACUCAGAUGAUGAAGACUUUGAAGAAGACGAAGAUGAGGAAGUAUACAAAGAUGAAUAUGAGGACGAGGACGAGGACCAAGAAUAUCUGGAAGAUGACGAAGAUGACGAAGGUUACAACCCAUUGAACAGAAAAUCUCGUUACACUGAGGAUGAGGAAGAAGUGGAAUGGGCGGAAGAAGAAACAUCUAGAGAUUCAGAAGUCAGUGAUUUCAAUAAAUUAAGAAUCGGCCGUUCCUUCGUUGCGAAAUAUUGUUUUUACCCAGAAUUUAAUGAUAUCAUCCAAGGUUGUUAUGGUAGGGUGAAUGUUGGUGUAGAUAAACGUUCAGGUCAAACAAAUUACAGAAUGGUUAAAAUUGAAAAAGUUUUCUUCCAAAAACCAUACAAUAUGGGUAAAUUUUUCACGAAUCAAUAUUUUGGUGUGACGCAAGGAAAAGAUAGAAAAGUGUUCCAAAUGAGUUUCUUCAGUGAUGGUCUCAUAACACAACAAGAAUAUGAUAGAUAUGUCAGGGCACUUGAGGGUUCCCAUACUUCUAAACCAACGGUAUAUAAUCUAAACAGCAAGUCCAAAGAAUUAGUUGCAUUUGUUUCGGAACCAUUGACUGAUAAAACGACAGAUACUAUCGUGAAAAAUAGAAUGCUGUUUAACAAAAAAUUAUCUGGUACGAAUGCAGUGCUUGAAAAGACUGUGUUGAAAGAAAAACUCCAAUAUGCGAGAGAAAAUGGUAAUGAGAGGGAUAUUGCGAAAUACUCAGCUCAACUAAACAGUUUCGAGAAAAGAAUGAACAUGUAUGAAAAGCAUCAUGAAAAUGACCAAGCUGGUAGCAAGAAAUUAGGUGCGUUAACAUCAAAAAAUAGAAAGUUAAAUAUGGACAAAACUAAAACUGUUGAGCAUACCAAGAAAGAAAGUACUUUUGAUUCAAAGAGUGACCCAUUCAGUAGAUUAAAGACCAGAACCAAGAUUUACUAUCAAGAUAUACAACAGGAAGAGAAUGAGAAGGCAAAAGAGCUUGCAAUUCAAAAGAAAUUGGAAGAGAAUGAGAUUGCUAAGGUAAAAAAGGAAAAUGAAUUAUUGGUAGCUCAAUUUAGACGUUUAGGUGGUCUCGAAAAGGUAAUUAGUAAUAUAAAUUUCGAUAUCAGUAUAAAUUUGUAA
Maudiozyma barnettii is the source of this 1680-nucleotide messenger RNA. It is a transcript of the gene RTF1, whose product is annotated as Rtf1p. Gene Ontology annotation, molecular function: RNA polymerase II C-terminal domain phosphoserine binding; DNA binding. Bases 1 to 1680 code for a protein of 559 amino acids. NCBI's taxonomy places the organism in Eukaryota, Fungi, Ascomycota, Saccharomycetes, Saccharomycetales, Saccharomycetaceae. Gene Ontology annotation, cellular component: Cdc73/Paf1 complex. The record is from RefSeq and is a predicted model, not a curated record. The transcript has a single exon.